Sorghum bicolor (sorghum) is the source of this 3033-nucleotide messenger RNA. RefSeq names its product disease resistance protein RPM1. The record is from RefSeq and is a predicted model, not a curated record. Bases 249 to 2882 code for a protein of 877 amino acids. The transcript has a single exon. Lineage: Eukaryota; Viridiplantae; Streptophyta; Magnoliopsida; Poales; Poaceae. Gene Ontology annotation, molecular function: ADP binding. Gene Ontology annotation, biological process: defense response to other organism.
AUUCAUAUAGCAUGUAAUAUUCCUCCACACCAAUACACGCAUGCUUCUGUACGAACUAAUUUAUUCUUGGGCAGCUCGCCGGAAUAAAAAUAAUAAUUAAGUCGUAUGCAAGUGGGAAAAUUAAAUAUCUACUCAAAUGAAAAUAAAAAUUAUACAACAACCACAAGCGGGUUGACGUUGACUAUGAAGCAGCAAGUCGUCGACUGUGUUAGUGUUACAUCCUUCCCUGUACCAAAGGUAUUCUCCCCAUGGCGGAAUCCAUCCUUGCUUCCUUGAUCCAUGGCAUAGCAUCCCUGCUUACGCAUACAGUAGCCGACCAUGGCCGUCGCCUCCUGGCCACAGGCCAGGAUGUCUGCUGGCUCCGCGACGAGCUCCACAGCAUGCAGCUUUUCCUGCACGAGGUGGAGACGUGCAGCGGCGAUGGCAGCGCGACCACAGAAGCAUGGGUCCACCAGAUGAGGGACAUCAUGCUUGAUUCGGAGGACGUCUUCGAUGUCCUGGAUGCUAAUCAGGUGCGUGCUUGCAGCAUCCUCGGUGACUUGAGAGCAUGGAGCAAAGUCGAGGCUCAGAUCAGGCGCAUCAAGAAGCAGCUGAGCGACAUCUCUCGCCGUCGGUCUGAGUACCCAAACCUGACCAACAACAACGACCCAGAAGACUCCAGUGAUAAGAUCAUUGGUCUCUUAACCUCGUCUCCCCUAGUUCAUGACAAAGAUACUGUAGGCCUAGAUAGAGACCUGGACGCGUUGCUUCAGCAUGUUUUGGGUGAGGAAUCAGAGCUGAGCGUCAUGUCCUUGGUUGGCAUGGGUGGUGUUGGGAAGACCACGCUUGCCAAGAAGGUGUACAACCACCCAGAUGUGAAGAGGCACUUCGAUCGCAGUUCAUGGGUGUAUGUUUCAAAUAAGAUGGAGCUGCGAGGUGUCCUUCGUGAGAUGGCCAGGGGGCUGGUGAAGAUCCCCUCUGCCGAGGCAAACUCUCUCAGUGAGGGGCAACUCCAAGAACUGCUCUUGAGUGGCCUCAGAGGUAUGCGGUUUUUGCUUGUGCUUGAUGAUGUCUGGGAGAAAGGGCUCUGGGAUGUGAUCAAGCUGGUAUUGCCUAAGAAUGGCAUGAGCCGGGUCCUUAUGACAACACGCAACGUUGUCGUGGCUACAUCAGUUAUCGAUGUGAGAAGCGAUGUCCAUCGACUUCAGCCAAUGACAUUUGGAGAUUCCUACAAUUUGUUUUGCAGAAAGGCAUUCUUGACAGAUGGGGUGUGCCCUGAUGAUUUGAUAGAAACCGCUAAGGACAUUGUGAGGAAGUGUGUUGGUUUGCCCCUUGCUAUAGUUGCUGCAGGGAGCAUGAUGUCAAGGAAGAAAAAAAAUACCGAAUGGACUUCUGUCUUGGAGAGUAUUCAGAAGGACUUAAGCAAUGGUGAAAUGGGAGUCCACCAAGCACUCCUUUUAAGCUACAAGGAUCUUCCACACCCUUUGAAGCCAUGUUUUCUGCUGCUUUCUGUCAUUCCAUAUGACUCAGAGAUCUCACGGAAGAAAUUAGUUCGACUAUGGAUUGCUGAAGGGUUUGUGAAAAAGAAAAAUGACGAAACACUUGAAACAACUGCAGAGAAGUACCUCAUGGAGCUCAUUGACAGAAGCAUGAUAGAAACAUCGGUCAUUAGCAGCAGCGGGAGAGUUAAAGCAUGCAGAGUUCAUGAUCUUGUUCACGAUCUCGCCAUCUCGCUGUCUGAAAAUGGAAACUUUUCUGUCAUUUGUCAUGAUAAAGGUGCAAGCACUAGUGCUCGGCGCAUUUCAUUACGGACAUCUCAUGUGCAAUUCCACAAAGAACACAAGAAAAAAUUGCGAUCUGUUUUCAUGUUCAAUGCUAGUGCACCUGUUGUAUUGAAAAGCAACAUUGUUGCAAAGAGAUUUAAACUGGUAAGAAUUUUGGAUUUAGAAAAUGCCAAUGUGCUAAAACUUCCAAAAGAGAUAGGAGGACUACUUCACUUGAGGUAUCUUGGGCUAAGAGGAACAAAAUUGAAGAAGCUCCCAAGAACACUGCAGAAACUCUAUCACUUGCAAACUCUUGAUAUCAGGAAGACUUGGAUAAAUAUAAUUGCAUUUCAAAUCAAGUGUUUGAGGAAUUUAAGAAACCUAGAGAUGAAGCAAGAUGGCAGAAGCAUCAAGGUCCUGACAGGACUUGCCCAGCUUGGUGAACUCCAAGUACUAACUGGUUUGCAAGCAAGUGCAACCGUUGUUCAUGAGAUUGCAAACCUUACUAAGCUUCAAAAGCUUUCUGUAGAGGACUUAAACAAUGAGGAUGCAGAAAAGCUGUGUUCUUCAGUAAACAAUAUGAAAGAACUAUCAUACCUAUCCAUCUUCUCAGGUGAUGCCAUCAGACCUCUUGACAUUGCAACAUUGAAGCCUUCAUCAUGUCUACAGAAGCUGCACAUAGCUGGACCAUUGCAGAAAUUGCCAGUUUGGUUCACUCAGUUAGAUAAGCUUACAAAGCUACGCUUGAGCUUCUCAAAACUGGAAGAAGAUCCACUUUCAGUUCUCGCCCAAUUGCCAAAUCUGCUAUUCCUCCAGCUGAACAAAGCAUACCAGGGAAAAGUGAUGAGAUGCUGCUGUCCAGGCUUUCCAAACCUGAAAAUAUUUAUCAUAACUGAACUUGAGGAGCUGGAGGAAUGGGAUGUCGAUGAAGGAGCCAUGCCCUGUAUACAGGAAGUGUGGAUCAUGUCAUGUGAAAAUCUAGCAACAGUUCCUACUGGGUUGCAGUCUCUUACUACAUUGCAGAGACUGAGAUUGGUGGGCAUGCCAAGCUCGUUUACUGAUAGAUUGGGAGAACUUAGUGAAGAUUUUGUUAGGGUCAAACACAUCCCAUCUAUCCAGAUCAUUCAACAAUAUGGGUAACUGUUUAGGCCAUUGCUUAUAGGACUUCAAAGACAAUCAUAUUGUAACAAAAGGUUUUUUUGAUUUCUUGUUCUCCUGGGUUCAACUGUAUUUUUUUUCGUGAUCAGGGUUAUAGCCCGUGUUUCGUCAAGAGGAAUAGAGUUUAACGACA